CACUUCUCUCUUUCGCCUGGUGAACAUCAUGUUUGCAUGUGUGUUUGCCACCAGAACGGUGAAUAUGUGUGCUGAUUUAUGCGUAAUUUUCUUUCGAUUCUCUCUCACUCGCUGUGUGUACACAACGACAAUUUAUAUUUUUAAAUGGUCGCUUCGCUCAUUUUUUUCCCCUCGGUAUCAUUCGCCACAUCUCAUUCUCUCUCUCUCUCUGUCUCACGCCCGUUUGUUCUGGGCGAACAGCAAAAAAAGCCAUCCGCUUCUUUGUUUCGAGAAUAGAAUCAAUUUUUGUGGUUUUACUUCGAUUCACUGAAAAUUUGGCGAAAUUUUUUCUAUUUCAAAGUCUCAAAGGGACAAAAAAAGCCAAUCAAUUCCAAGAUCUAUGAUGUGUUUGAUGUAACACUAAUUUAUUGGCUUUUUAUUAGCAUUAUCGCUCUUGUUCUUAUUGUUUAGAACGUUCACACAAAUUGCUUCAUUUUUAAAUGUGUGUGUGUGUAUGUGUUUCACUCAUUUUUGCCAUCAAUAUUUUGUGUGAAAAAAAAUUUCGCUUGUAUUGUACCACAGAUGCUUCAUUGUGGAGCGGCACUAUUGUUUGAUUAUUCAUAUGGAUUGGUGAUGAUUCGAUAUUGGCUCAUUUAAUUUCCUCGAGCGCAAUUUCAACGCACACAUAAACCAUGCACAUACACACACACACACAACACACAACGAAUGCACGCAUGACCAACGAAUGAAUCACACAUAUUCAAUCGGGCCGUUUCGAUCCAUCCAGCCCAUUCAAAGUGUAUUCUUUGGAUAAAUGUGUAAUUCUAGCAAAUACCAUAUGCUUCCAUUUCCGAUAAAAUGAUAAAAACUCUGUACUUGGCUAUUCCGCACAUAUGACUAAACAAUCUAAUACACUCGAUUGAAAUCUAGUACUGACAAUUUCUGAAAUGCACUCACUUUGAGGCGAUUCGCAAUUCAGUUGAUGUGAUUUUCGCUAUCGUUUCAUUCGCUUACAUUUGAUUAUUUAAUUGGAUUCGAUGAUGGGCCACACACGAUGAUCAUCUUGAUUAUACCAUAUAAAUAUUCUGCUUUGAUUUGAUAUCAAGGAUUUGCAUUGAGAUUUUGAAAGAAAAAUCGUUUUUUUUUUCUCACAAAAAAUGAAAUUUCUACAGGAAAUUUUAAGAAAAAAGCAAAAUUAGCAUCAAAAUUGAACUUUUUCUUAACCAAUUCUAAGAAUAAAACCGGUUUCUUUGUCAUUUUUUAGCUACUUUGAUUUGUUUGUAUGAAUUAUUGCCAUAAAAAUGAAAUUAAAACGUGAACAAUUAAUUUGAAAUGAAAGUUUUCGGCAAAUCAGGAGGAAAAAAAGGAAACUAAAAUUUUCAAAGGGAAAAAAUUGCAAAUAAAAAUAUAAUUUCUUAAUUUUGUCAAAUGAAAAUUUAAAAAAAAACCCUCUAAAUAAAUGCAAAAUGUGAUAAUCCAUUCAAAUCAUCACCACUGUAGAACAGCAAUGCAACGGCGGCAAUCGAUUCAAAUCGCCGCGUCGAUAAUGCAAAUUGUUGAUGAAUUUUAGUACGGGAAGAAAGUGAGCUGAGGUUCAGUUGUUUGCCGCUGCGCCGGAUCACAUUCGUUUCACCUCAAACGCCAUCCUACAAAUGAACUGUCAUUCGGAAUUUAAGCGACAGAGAAACACAAACAUUAGUUAGAAAACCGAAACAGAAACUAAAGACACAGACAUAAAAACGACACAAAAAUGGAUUUUAUCAUAGCAAAUGUUGAACAUUUAGAAUUCAAAAUAGAACGCGAUUUGAACGAACAGUAUGGAUCGUUGCCGCUUCCAUUCGCCGGCAUGGACAAAUCGACGGCGGCGGUAUGUCAAUUUUUCAACAGUACCGAUGGAUCGGAGUGUCAACAGGGAGCGUCGUGUCCAUUCCGUCACAUUCGCGGCGAUCGAACGAUUGUAUGCAAGCAUUGGCUGCGUGGUCUGUGUAAAAAGGGUGAUCAAUGUGAAUUUUUGCACGAGUACGACAUGACCAAAAUGCCUGAGUGUUACUUUUAUUCACGUUUCAAUGCGUGCCACAACAAAGAGUGUCCCUUUCUGCACAUUGAUCCCGAGAGUAAAAUCAAAGAUUGCCCGUGGUAUGAUCGUGGUUUCUGUCGGCAUGGACCAAACUGUCGCCAUCGUCACAUACGGCGUGUGCUGUGCACCAAUUAUUUGGCCGGCUUCUGUCCGGACGGUACAACAUGUAAAUAUAUGCAUCCACGUUUCGAACUACCGCCAGUGCCCGAGAUAACGAAAGAUCAGCAGCAAAAACGCGCUCCAACCUGCCAUUUCUGCGGCGAAGUGGGCCACAAAGCAUCAUAUUGCCAGAAAAUGCCGCCCGAGCAAAGGGAAGCAUCGAUGCGUCAAGAGGAAGCCAAAUAUCGGUCGUUGGGUUAUAUCAAACAAAAUAUGGAUGGUGACAACAAUGAUCCACAUCAACAGCAACAACAGCCACCGCCACGUGGUCCACCGCGACCCCUCGAAGAGAUUACGUGCUAUAAAUGCGGUACAAAAGGCCAUUACGCCAAUAAAUGUCCAAAGGGUCAUCUGGCUUUCUUAUCGUCAAACCAUCACUUAGUCAAUAAGCAACAGCAACAACAAAAAGAUAUGCAAAAUCAAUCACAAAAAUCACCGUGAAACAACACACGGCCAAACAUCCAAUCCAGAGCCUUUCAACCAAUCUUUCUUUUGUGCAGACUUUUUUUUUAUUUUAAUUUCUUUUCCUGUUUUAAUCGCACGGCUAAUGAGAGAGAGAGAGAGAGAGAGAGAGAGAGAGAGAGAGAGAGAGCGAAACGGUCCGAUUUUGUACGAAAAUUGAAUAGACGGUGGCUUUUGGGCCGCUGCAGUGAUGAUACAAAGGACAUGUUUGCUUUUCUGUUGGAAUAGUGCGAUUUCGAUUGUAAGUAACAGUAUGUAACAUAUAUUACAGAAAAGAAAACAUUCAAUAAAAUGUAAUGUUAGAGCAACGA
Molecule: messenger RNA, 2988 nt
Organism: Sitodiplosis mosellana (orange wheat blossom midge)
Lineage: Eukaryota; Metazoa; Arthropoda; Insecta; Diptera; Cecidomyiidae
Gene: Clp
Product: cleavage and polyadenylation specificity factor subunit 4
Exons: 3
Coding region: 1730-2656 (308 amino acids)
Molecular function (GO): RNA binding; zinc ion binding
Source: RefSeq, a predicted model, not a curated record